CCUAAGGCCGAAACUAGGUCUCGACGGACCGGAUCCUCCACCUCGUCGGGCUGAUUUUGUCCUUGAAUUCGUCAUUGCUCUCCUAUGCGGCAAACGCAGUCAGGCUGCGAACUCACCAAAGUCGCCUGCAGCGAUGCGCUCCGAGAUACCGACCCGAUACCUGUCACUUCCGAAGCGCAUACAUGGACACAUACAGAAUGCACGCGACCACAGCGUGACCGGAGCUUGAUCACGGGCCUACAGCAGUCGAGAGAGAUAGACGAUAGAGAGAGAAACCGGUGAUGCCUUCAUCUGACGGCCCCGAGAGAAGACGAGCCUCGCUCGGCGCCGUCAGUCUGGCGACAUCCGAUGGCCGCGCGCCGGCAGUUGGCUUUCGAGAGGGCCUCGGCCUGGUGGGAAUCGCGAGGAGGACGCUGGGGAUAUCCUUCCUGCUGCUGACCGUGUUCCUGUGGACGCUGUCCAACUUUCUCGCCAGCUUCAUCUUCUCCGACGAAACUUACGACAAGCCCUUCUUCCUCGUCUACUUCAACACCUCCAUGUUCGCCAUCUCCCUGGUGCCCAUGUUCAUCCGAUACCUCGCGCAGAGAGGAACCCACGGGCUGCAAAGCGACGUCAGGCGCAUGUGGGCGCAGCACCGAUUCCAAGACGCCGCGGCGGCCAGCAGCAGUCCCUCGACAUAUGACGAAGAGCACGAUCGCCAAGCGCACGAGCGGCUGCUAGUCGACGACCACGAGCGACGAGACCCCACGGCAACAUGGAGGAGCGCCGCGGCAGCAGCCACGGGGGAGGAGAAGCUCGGCUUCCGCGAAACGGCGGUGCUGAGCUUCGAGUUCUGCAUGCUGUGGUUCGUGGCCAACUACCUGGCGUCGGCGUGCCUCGAGUACACGAGCGUCGCCAGCGUCACGAUCCUGACGUCGACGAGCAGCGUCUGGACGCUCGUCUUCGGCUCCCUCUUCGGCGUCGAGACGUUUUCCCUGCGCAAGCUCAUCGGGGUCGUGGCGUCCCUGACGGGCAUCGUCCUCAUCUCCAUGGUGGACCUGUCGGGCAAGAGCGACGAGAACAGGGGCUCGUUCCCGCACAAGACGCCCGGGCAGAUUGCGCUGGGGGACGCCAUGGCCUUUCUGAGCGCCGUGGUGUACGGCAUCUAUGUCACGGUGAUGAAGCGGCGGGUCGGCGACGAGGACAAGGUCAACAUGCAGCUGUUCUUUGGGCUGGUGGGCGUGUUCAACCUUGCGCUGCUGUGGCCGCUGUUUUUCAUUCUUCACUGGACGGGCAUCGAACCGUUUGAACUGCCGCCUACAAGCCAGAUCUGGGCCAUCAUCAUAAUCAAUGCCGUUGCGUCCUUUGUGAGCGACAUCUCGUGGGCCCUGGCCAUGCUCCUGACGACGCCGCUGGUCGUCACAGUGGGCCUGUCCCUGACCAUCCCGCUGUCGCUCAUUGGCGAGAUGGUGCAGUACCAGCAGUACUCCAGCUUUGUCUACUGGAUCGGGGCGGCCGUCGUCUUUGUCUCGUUUGUCUUUGUUAACCACGAGACCAGGGAGGAGGACACGGGCAAGGUGGCGGCGGGUGUUGCAGACGAUGAGGGCGUUGUGUAUGGGACGCCUUGA
Trichoderma citrinoviride is the source of this 1607-nucleotide messenger RNA. RefSeq lists its product as hypothetical. The transcript has 7 exons. Lineage: Eukaryota; Fungi; Ascomycota; Sordariomycetes; Hypocreales; Hypocreaceae. Bases 282 to 1607 code for a protein of 441 amino acids. The record is from RefSeq and is a predicted model, not a curated record. Gene Ontology annotation, biological process: regulation of peptide transport. Gene Ontology annotation, cellular component: membrane.